AGACCUAACAAGGAAAUCGAACACCGUGUUUACAUUUGCGCGAGGAUUCGACGCAAAGAAAUUGAUCUUCGGGAGUGAGGGGAGUGAGGGAGCCGAAGAGAGGACGGGCGCAAAGAGAGAAAAGGAGAGAAGAAGACGGAAAAGUCUUCCUGUGAACAAUUUAUUACGACAGUCAGAAAAUGUUGAAUUUGAUAUUUGAGGAGCAGGGGAAGAACACUGGCGGAUACGUGUUAGGGAUGGACAAAAACUGUUAAUAGUUUUCAAGAUAAGCAGUUCAGAAGGCCAUUCAAUAUGGGGACAAGAGCAGCAGCAUUUACUGCCAAGAUACGGAAUCUCAAUGAUUUCCAUACGCGCCUUCUCCAUGGGGUAGUUCCAGCUCCUUCCGGGCUGGACAUUGCAAAUACUUUGAAGUACUUCUCACAGACGCUACUAGGUGUACUACGAGAAAUACAGGAACGUCCUGUGGAUAUGCUUCGACAUCGAGAUCAAGAUACAAUUCGUCUUGCACUUUUUCCUAACUUAGACUAUGCAGGCUUACACCAGUCUAUUGUGGCAUUAGUUGAUAUAAUGCCUCUUAUACAGUAUGGCACUCAAGCUUUUGGCCAAGCAAUGCUAAAUACGUUGGCCUGUUUGGUGUUAUUCCUGGAACGCAAAGUGAUUGAUACAUUACCAUAUCUUGUUGCAUCGAUGAUGACCUCCAUUCCUGAGUCUCUCCACCAACAGCUCAUCACCAUCCUUUGCUAUCAUAUUUUACCUGUCACAGUUGGUGCUCCGGCUGUCGAGGGUGAGGAAGAAAACUAUGCUGCAGCAUCUGUUCCGGCAGUUUUGAUGAUGAUCUUUCAGUACACAGAUAAUUCAGCAUACCACUGUCAGCUCCUUGAGUGUCUUAUGUCACUCAAGUCUGACAUUGCAAAGGACUUGCUUUGUGUGAUUGCAUAUGGGACUCCGACGUCUAGGUCUCCAGCUGCAAACCUCCUCUUCUAUUAUUGGCCAAGUCUAAAUCCAACCCUUUAUGACAGAAGGGGCAUACAUAUAAAAUUUAGUGGAUGGAAACCUCUCCUGUGCCAAAUAGAGGAAUGUGAUGGAGAUGGAACAUCAGAGGCUGUUAAAGUUUGCUUUGAUCAUGCUGUGUGCUUGGGGGCUUGUCCUGAAAAUCCUCCUCCAUUAUUCCUGUGCAUUGACUGUGCUGAAGAAAUUAGGAGAGAGCACAGUACGGUUGAGUUCUUUGAUAUACUUAUGCCAAUGGCUCAAGUAUCUGCCACUUGUGAAAAUAAGGUAAAGCAAAUAUUUUUUUUUGUAUGGAAAAUGCUAUAUUAUUGUGACAUUGUCUUUUGUUAUACCUAA
This is a messenger RNA of Penaeus indicus, 1344 nucleotides long. Its product is annotated as protein unc-79 homolog. Gene Ontology annotation, molecular function: protein binding. Bases 292 to 1344 code for a protein of 350 amino acids. The record is from RefSeq and is a predicted model, not a curated record. The transcript is spliced from 8 exons. Lineage: Eukaryota; Metazoa; Arthropoda; Malacostraca; Decapoda; Penaeidae.